AUGGCGCUCGCAUCGGGCUCCGACAGCGGCGGAGGGGGGAGCGACUUCUCCGUGAGGGUGAUAGGCUCCAACUUCGCAGUGGACGCCGGCGCGGCGCUCCUCGCCUCCCCUACCGACCGCGAGGUGUGGCACGACUGUGUCCCCGACCUCGGCGACGACUUCUCCGACCUCGAGGAGCUCCAGGUGGUCCGCGUGCAGGGCGCGGACAGAUCCGGCCGGCCCGUCAUCCGGGUCGUCGGCAAGUUCUUCCCCAGUGUCAUGCCCGCGACCGGGUUCGGAGCGCUCAGAUCGAAGGUGGCCGAGCACUGGUACGAGGUCUACAAGAUGGAUAAGCAGGGGGCCAACCUCUGGUUCAUCUACUGGUGGGAGGACAAGACAUGUAUAUUUGACAUGAAUGUGUAUUGCCUGGCUUAA
Molecule: messenger RNA, 414 nt
Organism: Triticum turgidum subsp. durum (durum wheat)
Lineage: Eukaryota; Viridiplantae; Streptophyta; Magnoliopsida; Poales; Poaceae
Source: the annotation of a GenBank genome assembly